GCCCCCCAGAGCGCCGGAAGUGGAGUGUGGAGUCGGGCUGCGUGCUGACCGGGUCUGCGGCUGCGAACCACACCGGUCGGGGGACGCUUCCCGGCAGCGCGGGCGGCCCCGGUCCCCUCGGGCUCCGCGGUCCGGAGGGCACCAUGGACGACAAGGAGCUAAUUGAAUAUUUUAAGUCCCAGAUGAAGGAAGAUCCUGACAUGGCCUCAGCAGUAGCCGCCAUCCGGACUUUGCUGGAAUUCUUGAAGAGAGAUAAAGGGGAGACCAUCCAGGGCCUGAGAGCAAACCUCACCAGUGCCAUAGAAACCCUGUGUGGCGUGGACUCCUCUGUGGCGGUGUCCUCGGGCGGGGAGCUCUUCCUACGCUUUAUUAGCCUCACCUCCUUGGAAUACUCGGAUUACUCUAAAUGUAAAAAGAUCAUGAUUGAGCGGGGAGAACUUUUUCUCAGGAGAAUAUCCCUAUCGAGAAAUAAAAUUGCAGAUCUGUGCCAUACUUUCAUCAAAGAUGGGGCGCGAAUAUUAACUCACGCCUACUCCAGAGUGGUCCUGAGAGUUUUGGAGGCAGCAGUGGCGGCUAAGAAGCGUUUCAAGGUGUACAUUACAGAGUCACAGCCUGAUUUAUCAGGUAAGAAAAUGGCCAAAGCUCUCUGCCACCUCAACGUCCCUGUCACUGUGGUCCUAGAUGCUGCUGUUGGCUACAUCAUGGAGAAAGUGGAUCUUGUCAUAGUUGGCGCUGAAGGGGUUGUUGAAAACGGGGGCAUCAUUAACAAGAUUGGAACCAACCAGAUGGCCGUGUGCGCCAAAGCACAGAACAAGCCUUUUUAUGUGGUUGCAGAGAGUUUCAAGUUUGUACGGCUCUUCCCACUAAACCAGCAAGAUGUCCCAGAUAAGUUUAAGUAUAAGGCAGAUACCCUGAAGUCUGUGCAGACCGAACAGGACCUCAAAGAGGAGCACCCGUGGGUGGACUACACGUCUCCUUCCUUGAUAACACUGCUCUUUACGGACCUGGGGGUGUUGACACCCUCAGCAGUCAGCGACGAGCUCAUCAAGUUGUAUCUGUAACCGCUGGACCCUUCCCUGCUGGCGCAGCUGAGGCACUUGGGGCGGGUGAAGACUUACAGACUAAAGACCUAAAACUUCAAGAAUUGUUUAUUCAUUUCAGCCCCAUCUAAAAUGUGUUCAUAGUUCCCGUAGAACCCAACCUGAAUUGCGCUCGUGGUUUCCAGGCACUUUCCAGAAACACAAAUUAGAUUACUGGCUACUUAUCCAGUGAAAGACCUGCCCAAGCCCACCUCCCUUCUUCCCUGCACUCCAGACUGAUUUGCUACAAGCAUCAAAGAGAUGCAGGCCUUCCUGUGCAGCCAGGCGCCCCUUCAGGAACUAACAGCUGCCCAGGACACACAUUACGUACGGCGCCUCGUGAGAAAGGCUAGAAACCAUGUUCAGUUCUCAUCAGGCUUCCAGCGGUGAACACGAGCCAGGGACUGCCAUCCCCUCAUCGGUCUGGGGGCAGACAGAAUGGAAACCAGCAAGAGAACCCGAGGAAGGCAGAAACGGCAUUUAGCAGGAGCAUCCUAUAUGGCUCAUCACAUAUGAAGACCUUCCAGAACGUUUAUAAGCUGAAAUUCUGCAUCUGUGAAAGAUGUGAAUCUCCUUGAGAUGUUGUUUGUGCCUGAACAGCUUUUUAAAAUUGUACUUGGGGACAAAUCGAGCAUCUUUUCAAAUAAAUUCUAUGAAGGGUUUUGA
Leopardus geoffroyi (Geoffroy's cat) is the source of this 1745-nucleotide messenger RNA. RefSeq names its product eukaryotic translation initiation factor 2B subunit alpha (gene EIF2B1). Gene Ontology annotation, biological process: translational initiation. Lineage: Eukaryota; Metazoa; Chordata; Mammalia; Carnivora; Felidae. The transcript has 10 exons. Gene Ontology annotation, molecular function: translation initiation factor activity; guanyl-nucleotide exchange factor activity. Bases 144 to 1061 code for a protein of 305 amino acids. Gene Ontology annotation, cellular component: eukaryotic translation initiation factor 2B complex. The record is from RefSeq and is a predicted model, not a curated record.